This is a messenger RNA of Diversispora eburnea, 1254 nucleotides long. NCBI's taxonomy places the organism in Eukaryota, Fungi, Glomeromycota, Glomeromycetes, Diversisporales, Diversisporaceae. The record is from the annotation of a GenBank genome assembly.
AUGCAGUCUCACUUUACUCAACCAACUAUUGCUGCCAAUACAUCUGAAGUUAUUCACUGUGUAAAUAAUAAUCACAUCGACUUUGACAUUUAUUCCCAAGAUACAAAUUCUUCAGAUGUAAUUGGGAAUUUAUCAUAUCCCCAAGAAUUAAUUCCUCAAGGUAUUUUCCAAGAAGGAUAUAUUGAUUCACCCCAUAAUUCAUCCGAUCCGAACGUAUCGGCUAAUUUUAAUAUUCGUCAUCAAAUCUUACAAAUCUUAUCACCACCUGCAGAAAAUUUUUGUUUCACCUCCACAAACCAAUCAACUUUAUCAAAUACUACAAGUACUUCGCCACAAAUCGGCAUUUCCAAAAACGAACAAGUUCCGUAUUUCUUCCCAUUUUCACCGCAACCUGCUCAACCUUUGACGGUUUCUGACUCAAUAAAUAUAAUAAAUUCUCCUUACAUAAAUCCGUUGUUACUAUCUCCCAUAUCAAAUAAUACCAACAACAUACAUUCAACUGUUGGUAUACAGCCUGGUCUAAGUGAGAUACCAUUUAAUAUAAAUACUCCGAUAACUCCGGGGUUAUUCCUUUCUCCAAUCGUCUCGUAUAAUCCUGAAAACGAGAACGAUCAGUGUUUUUCAAACGAUAAAACCGAAGCAUCAAUUGAAAAUAUUACUGGAGUAAUUUCUCCCAAUAGUAGUGGUCCAAGUUCCGUUUCUCCUUCUGCUUCUUCUUCAGCAUCACCAUCUGUUGUUGAAGAAUCCAUUUCUCAUGUUGAUGAAAAUACUACUGAAGUUGUUAAUAACACUAACACUUCUCUAGGUGGAUCUCCUGCUGUUUCUUCGCCAAAUUCUCCGGUAACUACUCCUCGUUUGGUAGCGAUUCGACCUCGACCGCAAGAGGAGGAGGAUGAUAAUCCGGAUCCUCCUCGUAGAAGUAAAAGACAACGAAAUAGGAGUAUGUCGGAUAAUGAUGAUGAAAACGAUGAAGAAAAUGAGGAGAAGAAGUAUAACUGUCCUGAUUGUGGACGUGGUUUUAAUCGAAAAUUUAAUAUGCAAACGCACAGGCAGACGCAUGAUCCAAAUAGAGUCAAACCAUUCGCUUGUGAACAUCCAAAUUGUGGUUCAAGAUUUACUCGAAAACAUGAUUUAAAACGACAUAUUAAUGGUAUUCAUAAAGGCGAGAAAGUUCACGAAUGUACAUCUUGUCAUAAACCAUUUUCACGCAAAGAUGCUUGGAAGAGACAUAUCACUACAUGUGGAAAGAUGUAA